ACAGUACAUACACUAUAUUGCCAAAAGUAUUGGGACACCCCUCCAAAUAAUUGGAUUCAGGUGUUCCAAUCACCUCCUUGGCCACAGGUGUAUAAAAUCAAGCACUUAGGCAUGCAGACUGCUUCUACUAACAUUUGUAAAAGUAUGGGUCACUCUCAUGAGCUCAGUGAAUUCAAGUGUGGUACUGUGAUAAGUUGCCAUUUGUGCAAUAAGUCCAUCUGUGAAAUUUCCUUGCAACUAAUAUUUCACGGUCAACUGUUAGUGGUAUUAUAACAAACUGGAAGCAACUGGGAACAGCAACUCAGCCACGAAGUGGUAGGCCAUGUAAAAUGACAGAGCGGGGUCAGUGCAUGCUGAAGCGCCAGGUGGGCAGAAGUUGCCAACUGUCUGCAAAGUCAAUAGCUAAAGACCUCUAAACAUCGUGUGGCCUUCAGAUUAAUACAACAAAAGUGCAUAGAGAGCUUCAUGGAAUGGGUUUCCAUGGUCGAGCAGCUGCAUCCAAGCCUUACAUCAACAAGUGCAAUGCAAAACAUCAGAUGCAGUGGUGUAAAGCAUGCCAAAAUUGGACUCUAG
This is a messenger RNA of Staurois parvus, 573 nucleotides long. The record is from the annotation of a GenBank genome assembly. Lineage: Eukaryota; Metazoa; Chordata; Amphibia; Anura; Ranidae.